UAAGACCAACGAGAUUCCACAACAUUUUCCCGUAAUUUCCUGAUUUGUCAGGCUUUGUUGGCUAUAUGAAAACGAAUUGUAGGCCUAACCAGAAUGUGUAGCCUAUUUAUGUAUUGCUUUAUUUUAAUCAUAUUAAAACCACUAUUUUGCCUGUUAAUUUACCCCAUGCAUAUUUAGCUUCAGUUUUUUUCUUUGUAGUGGUGUUUGGUGUAGGUGUAGCUUGUGACAUAUCAGGAGGAGGCUGGAUGAAGAAAUGGGUAGAUCAGCCUAACGCAAACUGCAUACAGGAAGCUCCAAAAGAUAUAGUGAUGUUGUCUUUUUUAGUUUUGAAUUGUAAUACAAAUGAUUUGUAAUGCAUUUUUGCAUUUUAAACUUCUGCUGAUAAUGAGUGAAAGAGUGCUUAGGGCUUUCUGCAAUCAAAUGCACUGCGCCGAGGUCGUCUUGACAACCUCAUACAUUGUUGCAAAUUGAGCAGGCACCACAACCACUUUCCCACGGUAAGACAGAAACAGAAGACACUACGAACACGUUGUGGGUAGAAGAGGAAGACACUACAGCGGUUCACAAAGAGAUGUAUUAAUUAACGUUAAAUGGUUCGGUUCAUCCUGAAACAAGCCGUGACAACCUUCCGUUCGUCCUGAAACAAGAGCCAUGACUCAAGAAAUAAAGGAGGCAAUCCUGCAGGUAUUACCUACAUUAGCAGAGGAUACCCUGUCUUUGCUGCUGACCAGACUUAACAGCAUUGGCGUGGACCGCAAGUCGGAUUUGCAAUAUGUGAAGGAGGAGGAUCUGUCAGAACAUCUUCGACCUAUAGAAUCGCGAAAACUGCUAAACAAAUGGAGCACUGAUGGGCAGCUGAGGUGUGCUGAAAAUUUACAAAGUGACAAUUCACAAUCAGACUCCACACGUAGUCCAUGCAGACUGGAUUCAUCCUCCUCAUCCUUCUCAUCCAGCCCAACCAGCACAAAUAGCAGCACCAGCACAGUCGACAUAGACUCUUGGCCAGACUGUUUUAAAGUUCCUUGGGGCAAAAUGCCUCAUGCCAUAUCAAUGGCUGUGCAUUCACAAAAGCGCCCAGCUCCAAGAGACCGAAGAGAAAUGGUCCGGAUCAUAGUAGAUGAAAUGAGGGUGAUUGAAGCCAAUCCUUCUAGAUCUGAUUGCUUUUCUGUUGCUAAGAAAAUAGUUAGACAGUAUCCCAAGAGCUUUGCCGAUGUCUUGAAAGAUGGCACUAAAAUUGGAAGUGGAUAUGCUUCCCUUGUCAAUCAGAUUAAAUCCAGGGUUGAACACCUGAAUAGGGACAAUGUUACAGCAAGACGCCGGAGAGGAAAAACACUGCCAAGCUCAUCCACCACCAAGAGCACCAAAGGACCAUCAGAUCAAUAUGGGUGUAUCAGUUGGCAGCCUGAGUGUCCUACUGGGGAAACUGAAGACAGCCUUAAGGGAAAAAAAGAACAAAUGCAAGAGAUGUUUUCAAGAGAAGUUCCAGUGGGGGGAGAGAGAGGAUGUGUCGACCAGCUAAUGCAUGUUACAUACUACCUGCAACGUAAGUCUAUCAACGCAAGUCCACCUCACACAAUUGCUGAGCUUAGAAAAGAUUGGCCAUAUCUCUUCACUCAGAAAGGCCUCUACAGUCACUUUCAGCAUCUUACAGACAUACCCAUCCUGGAAAAAAUGGAGGGAGCAAUUGCAGAAAAGGGAAAGAUGAUCCUCCAGUUUUAUCGCCAAAAGCCAACAAACUCGGAGGUGAAGCAGGUGCUGUCCAUGUUUGAGGCCAGUGGGUCUACCGUAGUUGGACCUUGUGUUAUCCUGUGCUUAAUGGCACACUUCAAAGAGAACCCAGAUGGACUACUGUUACAAGUUGAUGAAACAGCCACUCCUGCAGACGUGGAGAGAUUGCCUUUACCAGAUGCUCCAAGAUUAGUUAUUCAAGGGAACAAAUUUGUUUCCAACAAAUGGAUGCUAACCAUCGAAAAACAAGUGUUGAUGACUCCACAUUCAAGCUUCACUGCAGGCCUGGCCACUUUGUUUGCAACCUUCUAUACCUUCAAUUUGGAGUACCAAGAGGAGGCUUCAUGUGUCCUUGAAUUCAUCCAAAGGUGCUUUGUGGGAAUCAACCCAGACACCGGCUCCAAGGCUUCAAGUGGAAAGAAAAAACGUCACACAAUCAAUGUAAAUGUCUGCACUCUUUUACGCAAGCUCAUGGACUUUGACUGGCUUGGUUUUUAGGCACUCGC
This is a messenger RNA of Alosa sapidissima (American shad), 2234 nucleotides long. RefSeq lists its product as uncharacterized. The record is from RefSeq and is a predicted model, not a curated record. NCBI's taxonomy places the organism in Eukaryota, Metazoa, Chordata, Actinopteri, Clupeiformes, Clupeidae. The coding region runs from base 652 to 2226 and encodes 524 amino acids. The transcript is spliced from 7 exons.